AUGACUGUGAAACCGAAGUGCAGUGCAGAGACCCUGAACGCAUCGUGUCACUACCAGAUAUCACACAAAUCUGUAACAUGUGAGUGGAGUCUGGAGUCAAACGGCCACGCCCAGUCUGACGUCACUCUCAUCUUCAGCAGUGAAGAUAACAUCUUCUCCUGUGAGGGAAUCUUCAACCCGGCGGCCGUCCUCAACAUAACGGCCAGGAUCAAGGACUACAUGAUGGGGAGGGAGAUCUGGUCUCAGCCUCACACCGUGUUUCUUUACGAUGCAGUCAAACCCUCUCAGCCUGUAUUAGGUGUACUUGACUCCACUGAGGACUCUGUCGUUGUGUCCUGGAGAAGCAGCGAUGACGGCGUCUGUCGGCUUCGAUACAGAGUCGAUAGCGCUCACAUAUGGACCCAGGCUCUAGAUUCUGUCCCUGCACCUCGACAUCAGAACCUGACCUACACGAUCAAAGACCUCCUGGUGUCCACCGUCUACAGAGCCGCCGUGGCCUGCAGAGAGGAGUCCGGCAUCUGGAGCGACUGGAGCUCUGACGUCAGCGCGAGGACGCUGGACAAAGUGCCCUCUCAGCCUCCAGAGGUUUGUUACAGAGUGGAGAAAACUGACUCUGGAUCUUUUCUCCUUCAUCUCAUGUGGAAGGAAUUCGACAUCUGUGAUGCCGGAGGUCGUAUCCUUGGAUACCAGGUGAGCUACGAGCAGGUGAAGAAGAAGGAGGAGGAGCAGCUGCAGCACAGAUUCAUUCAAAAUGUCACAGAGGUGACGGCUCUCCUGGUGGUGGAGGAGGGAAACUGCAGUGUCACAGUUGCAGCAUUCAACGCGGCCGGCUACGGACCGGCUGCCCAUCUCAGCAUUGACCCCCAGAGACAGAACACCCUCCCGUCGGUCAGACACUUGUGGGUCUCCAGUUCUUUCCCGGCUUUGAAGGGCCUUCUGGUCCAAUGGGAGAACCCCAAAAUCCCAGAUGUCAGUCAUCUCGCUGUUCAGUGGCGCUCCGAGACUCGUCCAUCCACCAGCAGCCAGUGGACCAGAGUGGACAACCUCACCACCUCUACUGUCAUAAAAGAUGUUGACCCUGAUGAAUCCUACCUGAUCAGUGUGUUCCCCGUCUACAACCAGCAGUGUGGACCUCCUCAGUCGCUGCCGGCCAGUCUGCAUCAGGGAGCUCUGAGGGAGGCGGUCCAACUGAAGGUGGUGGGCGUGACCAAAACCACUGUGACAGUGAUGUGGGUGUGGCAAAGGAAGGCUGGACCAAUCAGAGUGCACAGAUACAGAGUGAGGCUGAGGAAAGACUCGGAGGUCCACACUCUGUCUCUGUGGCCCGACCAAUGGCAGCUCACCUUCUUCAACCUGAACCCCAACACUGAGUAUUCUCUCCUCCUAUUGGCCGACGAUGCUUCCAGAAACAUUGUACCUGUGAGGACAGAAUUUGAUGAGGUACUUGUGGUGGCUGCAGCGACUCCUCUGCUGCUGCUCGCUGUCGUUGUGUUAAUCAUCUCCAUCCUGUCCAGGACUCUGUACAAGUCGUACUUCUUCCCGCCCAUCUCCAGCCCUUGGGGCAGUACGGCAGGCCGGUGGCUGAUGGAUCCAAACCUCCAGCAUUUCCUGAAGUCCUCCAACAUCCUGGACAUGGAGGACUUCCAGGUGAAGGAUGUUCUCGGAGAGAAGAGCCUCAUCACGGUCGGUCCGAACUCAGAAGAGGACCUACGCGAAGACGCCGCUCUGCUGUCCGUCGUCAAACUGUCAGCCCUCCGACUGGACACUGACUAUAUUCCUGACGCCCCAGUGAUCCAGGAGCACCCACUGGUUUGUUCCCAGUCCUAUCACACUGACUACUCAGAGAACCGCCGACACCCUGACGGGGUUUUCUUAUCCGAGGAGAGCCGAGACGCCGCCGUGACAGGUGAAGCCAACGGCAGCUUUCCCCAGAGAGAAGACGAGACUUUACACCAGAGAGAAACAGAUGUGAAAUUGAAUCUUUGUGACUUUGUGGCGAGCAGUCCCGGAGGUUAUCAGAUGACCUGCGAGGCCGAGUAUGUAGCAAACGGAUGCCUGCUCUUAUCUGAUCUGUGAGGCUGAUUGUGCAGCAAAGAGUUGCUAAACUGCAGAAGAAGAGUGACAAACACACUGGUGUCCAUUACACAGCAGACAGCUUUUUUCUGAAUUCUCCGAUGCAGCUUUAGCGAGCGUUCCCACUGAAACCAGACCCGUUUGCAAAGACCGAACGCGUUGUUGUUGUUGUUUUUAUUAACCGGCAGGAUUCACUUUAGUCCGCCGGAAAUUAAGAGAAGAAGAAGACGAAUAAAAUCAAACCAUUACAACCUAUACCUUUGUGUGUUCCAAAGCAAACCAAGGGUCCUUCGAAUUUUCCCCGAUUUUGUGCCUCCUCGAUUCCUUUCCUCGCCUCCUCGCAUCGACCCCGCCUACAGGAGAUGCGAGCGGAGGAGUUAGAAGCAACAGGCGUUUAAUAAAUGAGACGACCUCGCCUCGGAGACGUUAAAUACGACGUGUGUCACAGCUGAUCGGAUGUCCAUUGUUUAGUUAUACAGUUGUAUUUUAUGAUCUCUGUCAGAUGAGCAUAACAGUGUUCAUGAUAACUACUAUAUAUUCUUUACUAAGAUAUUUGGAUGUCAUGCAUUUGUUAAUUAACACACACACACACAGACUAUUAUAGACUUUAUGUCCUUUCUGAUAUUUGCUGCCAUGCUUUUGUGUUCUGAAGUAGCAUCAAAAAACUUGUUGCACUUCUAUGUUUACUGUCUUUCUCUCUUCCUACGUUUCUUCUCUCCAGUAUUUCCACUGCAGAAAUA
This is a messenger RNA of Anoplopoma fimbria (sablefish), 2813 nucleotides long. RefSeq names its product interleukin-6 receptor subunit beta. The record is from RefSeq and is a predicted model, not a curated record. The coding region runs from base 1 to 2076 and encodes 691 amino acids. Lineage: Eukaryota; Metazoa; Chordata; Actinopteri; Perciformes; Anoplopomatidae. Gene Ontology annotation, molecular function: protein binding. The transcript is spliced from 15 exons.